CAACCACUUUCCACUCUCCUUUAAACCCCCAUCUUCCCCUCCUCUUUUCCCUGCCUUUCUUUCUCUCCUUCUCUCGUUUCCCUCCACCGCCAACCACCGACCGCCACCACCAUCUCCGCCCUCCCAAAAAACCCCAUUUCCAUGGAUCCCGUCGAAGUCUGGGGCAACACCUCCUUGAACGAAGUGGAUCCCGAGAUCCAUGACCUCAUCGAGAAAGAAAAACGCCGCCAAUGCAGCGGGAUCGAACUAAUCGCCUCCGAGAAUUUCACUUCCUUCGCCGUCAUCGAGGCCCUCGGCAGCGCCCUCACCAACAAGUACUCCGAGGGUAUGCCCGGGAACCGAUACUACGGUGGGAAUGAAUACAUUGAUGAGAUCGAGAACUUGACCCGAUCUCGUGCCCUGCAAGCUUACCGGCUUGACCCAACCAAAUGGGGUGUCAAUGUGCAGCCUUAUUCCGGCUCUCCGGCCAAUUUCGCUGCCUACACCGCUGUGCUUCAGCCUCAUGACAGGAUCAUGGGGUUGGAUUUGCCUUCCGGUGGGCAUUUGACACACGGGUACUAUACCUCCGGUGGGAAGAAGAUUAGUGCCACCUCGAUCUAUUUUGAGAGUCUCCCGUAUAAGGUGGAUCCCGCUACGGGUUACAUUGAUUAUGUGAGAUUGGAAGAGAAAGCUUUGGAUUUCAGGCCUAAAAUGAUUAUCUGUGGUGGAAGUGCUUAUCCCAGGGAUUGGGAUUACAAGAAGCUUAGAGAAGUUGCUGACAAAGUUGGUGCCCUCUUGCUCUGCGAUAUGGCUCACAUUAGUGGCCUUGUUGCUGCUCAGGAAGCUGCAAGUCCUUUCGAAUACUGUGACUUGGUCACAACUACCACCCAUAAGAGUUUGAGGGGGCCUAGAGCUGGUAUGAUCUUCUACAGGAAGGGUCCCAAGCCAGCAAAGAAGGGACAGCCUGAGGAUGCAGUUUAUGACUUUGAGGACAAGAUCAACUUUGCUGUUUUCCCUUCCCUCCAGGGUGGUCCUCACAACCACCAGAUUGGUGCUCUGGCUGUGGCUUUGAAGCAGGCCAUGACUCCAGGUUUCAAGGCUUAUGCACAGCAAGUUAAGGCAAACGCUGUAGCCGUUGGAAAGUACCUGAUGAGCAAAGGGUACAAGCUUGUCACAGGCGGAACUGAGAAUCACCUUGUUCUGUGGGAUCUUCGCCCUCUUGGCUUGACUGGUAACAGCAUUUAACCUUUUUCUUUUUGUUUUUUCCACUUUAUAACCUUUUUCCACUUGAUUACCAAUGAAUUGUUUUAAUUGAUGCAGGUAACAAGGUGGAGAAACUCUGUGACUUGUGCAACAUUACCGUUAACAAGAAUGCUGUGUUUGGUGACAGCAGUGCUUUGGCCCCUGGUGGAGUUCGCAUUGGUAAUCAAACGGAGAAUCUUUGUAUUUCUAGACUUUUACCUGUCAAUAUUUAUUACUUUUGAAUUUCUAUUUUUGGAUUAAAACCUGAUCAAAGACUAAUUUGGGUAGCAAAGGUAGAUGAUUGUGUAUUCAUGUUUAGAACUAAUUGAGUUAGUUGUAUAUGGUCAAGUUGGUGAGAAGUUAAGAAUCCUGCGUCGGCGUUGAAAUGAAAUAUUUUUUGGCUUCCUGGAAAUUCUUGGCAUAUAGCUAGGUAGGGUGUGUUUUGAGUUGGAGUUAAUUUGGUAAUCACUAGGCUUUUGAAGUAAAUGUAAAGAAAUGGAACCAUGUGGUGGUGGAGCAGGGGAUCAAUGAUUAAAGAUUGUGUCCACUGAGAUGAGUGAAGAUUACCUUAACAUUCUCGUGGUCCACGUUUGUUUCCUUUCAUUUGGGAUUUGAAUCAGUCAUCUCUACAUAUUUUAUGCCCUUAGGCUCAGCUAUGCCUAAUAGGAAUUAAGAUAGCUCUCUGGCUCAAAGUAUUAGUCUGAAUUAUACUAUAAUUCCAUGCCUAUGGAGCAAGUCACUAAAUUGUUAUUUUUUCUCAGGUACUCCGGCAAUGACAUCGAGGGGUUUGGUUGAGAAAGACUUUGAGCAGAUUGGAGAGUUCCUCCACAGGGCUGUGUCCCUCUGUUUGAAGAUCCAAAAGGAGCAUGGAAAGCUUUUGAAGGACUUCAAUAAGGGGUUGGUUAACAACAAAGACAUUGAGGAACUUAAGGCAGAUGUUGAGAAGUUCUCAACCUCUUUCGGCAUGCCCGGGUUCAAGAUGUCUGAAAUGAAGUACAAGAUAUAAGUCCGACACAUGAUUUCUUUAUUCCUCGCGGUUCCUUAUGUAUUUCCGGUGCUUGAUUUACAAAUUUUUCCCCCUUCUUAAUCUUCAAGUUUGUUAUAUUGCUCAGGACCAAUAAUGUGAUGUCCGCAGUGAAGCAUUUCAUUUUAAUUAGAAGCGUAGUUACACUUGGUGUAUUAACUUCAAAAAGUUGUAGAAGCAUCAGGUACAUUUACCGGAAAUUGAAUCUGAAAAGUUUAUUCCUUUUACGUAAACCACUUAAGAGAGCAUUCUUUACAAUUGUAAUAUAACCUCUCUUCGCGCACCUUUUCACCAUGGGGCAACUGUUAUCAGUGAAAGAGUGUGAAAUCAUUUGCUCCCUCCGUUCCAUAAUUAUUAUCCAG
This is a messenger RNA of Oldenlandia corymbosa var. corymbosa, 2607 nucleotides long. Lineage: Eukaryota; Viridiplantae; Streptophyta; Magnoliopsida; Gentianales; Rubiaceae. The record is from the annotation of a GenBank genome assembly.